AUUCCUAUACAAAGCUCCAAAAUAUAUAUAGCAUUGAACAUGAAGAAAAAAAUUGUGAUUGAUAUCCCAGUCAGCAGUGAUAGGUGCAUAUCAAAGGCAAUGCAGAUGGCUGUAACUAUAUGUGGUGUUACAUCGGUGAAUGUAGAUAAGGGAAAAGGCCAUUUGAUUGUGAUAGGAGAAGGGGUUGAUUCAUUUGAAUUGAUGAGGUGCAUAAAGAGGAGGUUUAGGUGUGCUAACAUUGUGAGUGUUGAAGAAGUGAAGCCUCCCAAUGAUGAAGAAGAAAAAAAGAAGAAGGAAGCAGAGGAAAAGAAGAAAAAGGAAGAAGAAGCAAAGAAGAAAAAAGAGGCAGAAGAUAAAGAAAAGUGUUGCAAAUCAUGUUGUGAUUGUUGUCCACCAUAUUGCCCUCCAUAUUGUCCACCAUAUUGCCCUCCAUAUUGUCCACCAAACCCUCCAUGUGUACAAUAUUAUCCUGUAUGCCAACCUGUUUAUGAUAAUUAUGAUCCAUCUUGCUCUAUUUUUUGAUUCCUCAA
This is a messenger RNA of Solanum verrucosum, 530 nucleotides long. RefSeq lists its product as uncharacterized. The coding region runs from base 40 to 522 and encodes 160 amino acids. The record is from RefSeq and is a predicted model, not a curated record. NCBI's taxonomy places the organism in Eukaryota, Viridiplantae, Streptophyta, Magnoliopsida, Solanales, Solanaceae. The transcript is spliced from 3 exons.